UUGUUUCUCAUACCUUCAAUGAUACAUAUGGAAUCCGUUCAUGGUCUCAAACAGUCCAAUAAAAAUCAAGGAAUUCUUGUUUCACCUGGUUCUGAUUCGUCUUGGGAAGGUUACGACGAGGUUAGAUCCAAACAUCGUAACGAUCCAGCAGUGAUGAAUAAGCUACGUGAGAAAUUGAAGUCGAAAACUACAGUUAAACAUGCACCCAAAGAAAUAGACAACAAGAUUAAAGGGGUUACAACACGCCCUAAUCUCCCAAAGGGAAUGAAAUACGUCAUCAAGAAGAUCUCGUCCCACCCAUUGAGAUUCGGAACUAUAAGAGCCAAUCAUACCUUAUCUCAAUCUUCUAUCCAUAAAUAGCUGAUGUGCAUUAACUAU
Molecule: messenger RNA, 378 nt
Organism: Solanum dulcamara
Lineage: Eukaryota; Viridiplantae; Streptophyta; Magnoliopsida; Solanales; Solanaceae
Exons: 2
Coding region: 19-360 (113 amino acids)
Source: RefSeq, a predicted model, not a curated record